GAGAGCGUCAUGACGUCGUGCGUGCGUGGGCCUAGUGGCGCGGGCGGCGGGAGCCUCGGGCUGUGAUUGACCUGGCUGAGGAUUUAGCGCUGUUUGACACGCGUACGUUUGCUUGAGCCCCCUGCCUGGGAAUGGAAGGAGAGGUUUGGCAGUGACCCGCGGACCAGCAAUGGUUGUCCCCCUGAACGACACCCCGUCCCCUUCCAGCAUGGUGUCAGACGUGGUGUUUGUCAUCGAGGGAACAGCAAACCUAGGGCCGUACUUUGAGUCUCUGCGGAAUCAUUACAUUCUCCCCGCAAUUGAGUAUUUUAAUGACGGUCCCCCGGCAGAAACUGAUUUUGGAGGCGAUUACGGAGGCACACAGUACAGUUUAGUUGUAUUCAACACGGUGGAUUGCGCUCCAGAGUCGUACGUGCAGUGUCACGCUCCCACCAGCAGCGCCUACGAAUUUGUCACCUGGCUCGACAGUAUUCAGUUCAUGGGUGGCGGAGGUGAGAGCUGCAGUCUGAUUGCGGAGGGGCUCAGCACAGCACUGCAGCUGUUUGAUGACUUCAAGAAAAUGCGGGAACAAAUAGGGCAGACUCGCAAGAUCUGUGUUUUGAUCUGUAACUCUCCUCCUUACCUCCUGUCGGCUGUGGAGAGCACCACGUACUCUGGCCUGACCACCGACAGACUGGUGCAGAUGAUCGGGGAUAGAGGGAUCCAUUUCUCAGUUGUGUCCCCACGUAAGCUGCCCGCCCUGCGGGUGUUAUUUGAGAAGGCAGCUUUGGGCGGCGUUAUCGAGACACAGCUGAAGGAUUACAGCCAGGACCCUCGCCAUAUGAUCAUGAUUCGGGGGAUCGUGCUCCCAGGUGGGGGCACAGUAGCGGCCAACACUGUGCCUCAGAAGCCCAUCCCUCCACAACCGCCGAUGCAGCCGCAACCGAGCCUGUUGUCCAGCCAGUCGCAGGCUUCACAACAAUCGCAGUCUCAGCCUCCGUCACAGCCCCAGGCAAUGCCUUCCAUCUCACAGCCAUACCAGGGACCGGUGGCCACGGGCUCGCUAGCCGGGGCGCAGGCUGCCGCUCAGAUCGCCCUGGAAACGGCAACCAACCAGGCAAAGGCUGCCGUCGUCCCAGCAACUAAUCGAUUUCCUGCUGUCAACCAGAUCGCUCCGGCAUCCGGCGCUGGGGCCAUGAUCAGCCAGGCGAGCUCGCAGACACUAGCGCCCAGCCCCGUGGCCAGUUUGGCCAAAGUCAUCCCAUCCAACACGUCCUUGAUGACGGCGGCGGCAGCGGUGGCCCAGUCCGGCCUGGUCUCCACGGUAACCACCGGCAUCCCACAGACCACGCCGCAGGCCCCACCGCAGUCCCUGACUGUGGGUGUUGGAACAAGCUCUGGCAAUGUGUGUGGAGUAACUGUUGCUCCCACUCCCCCCCCUGGCUCAGUGGCCAACAAAAUCCUGGCUUGGAAUGGGGUCCUGGAGUGGCAGGAGAAACCCAAGCCUUCACCGGCAGACAUGAAUGCGAAACUCACUCGUUCACUCCCGUGCCAGGUGUAUGUGAAUCCAGGAGAGAACCUGAAGACAGACCAAUGGCCUCAGAAACUCAUCAUGCAGCUUAUCCCACAGCAGCUGCUGACAACUCUCGGACAUCUGUUCCGCAAUUCUCGAAUGGUCCAGUUCCAGUUCACCAACAAGGAUUUGGAAUCGUUGAAGGGGCUUUACCGAAUCAUGGCCAAUGGAUUUGCAGGCUGCGUUCACUUCCCGCACAGCGCACCGUGCGAGGUCCGGGUCCUCAUGCUGCUCUACUCCUCCAAGAAGAAAAUCUUCAUGGGCCUGAUUCCCAAUGACCAGAGCGGUUUUGUGAACGGCAUCCGUCUGGUCAUCACCAACCACAAGAAAGCCCAACAGCAGAAAAUUGAGCAGCAGAGAAGCCAGCUGGGAGGAUCGCAGCCGAUGGCAGCCGGGCCCAUCCCCAAUGUAGGGUUCAUGCAGAAGCCCCCUGGAGCCAUGCCUGUGCAGCAGCAGCAGCAGAUGCCGGGUCAGUCAGUGGCAACGUCCAUUCCACAGGUUCACACGGUCACCACGUUGGACGAUCAGCAACGGCAGCAGAAUCUGCAGCAGCAGAUGCAGCUGAGAGUGCAGCAGCAGCAGCAGCAGCAGCAGCAGCAGGCAGCCACGCAGCAGCAGUCCAGCGGUCCUCCUCCCAACCAGCCCGCAGCAACGCAACAGGCCGGCACCCUGCUGCGCCCGCCCAACCCCGGCGCAAACCCACAGCUACGCAGCCUGCUGCUGAGUCAGCAGACAUCACAGAGUGGAGGACCACAGCCUGGGCAGCCCAUGCAUCACAUCCAGCAACAAGCCUCCCAGAUGAUGCCUCACCAGUCCAUGGGGCAGCCCAUGCCACACCACCCCCAAGGGCAGCAGCUGCAGAUGCCAGGGCAACAGCUAAUGCACCAAGGUGGGCAGCCCUGGGGCAACCAGAUGGCACAGCGACCACCGCUACAAGGCCAAAUGAUGAUGAGCGCAGGCCCACGCGGACCUGUACCUCCGGCUGGGAUGCAGCAAGGGACCAGCUUGUUGGAGGAAGAAAUCCUCAUGGACCUCAUCUGAGAUCUCCCUCCCUCCCUCCCUCCCAGAGACUGACCUCUCGUCUCACCAGGGGCGGUUGUGUGAGGCUCGCAAGGCCUUGUGUACAGUAGGACCAUGGGGUGCCCCCAAAGCGCAUUCUCCUUCGACUUGGCUUCCACCAACCAGCGGACAGUGUUUGGGAACUGGCUGAGUCUGUGUCUCUGACUUUU
Molecule: messenger RNA, 2781 nt
Organism: Amblyraja radiata (thorny skate)
Lineage: Eukaryota; Metazoa; Chordata; Chondrichthyes; Rajiformes; Rajidae
Gene: med25
Product: mediator complex subunit 25
Exons: 20
Coding region: 170-2593 (807 amino acids)
Biological process (GO): positive regulation of transcription by RNA polymerase II
Cellular component (GO): mediator complex; transcription regulator complex
Source: RefSeq, a predicted model, not a curated record